Blepharisma stoltei is the source of this 1326-nucleotide messenger RNA. NCBI's taxonomy places the organism in Eukaryota, Ciliophora, Heterotrichea, Heterotrichida, Blepharismidae. The record is from the annotation of a GenBank genome assembly.
AUGGAGGACUUAACUUAUAAAGCCAAGCUCGCAGAACAGGCUGAGAGAUACGACGACAUGAUUAACAUCAUGAAAAACGUUAUCCGCCAGGCCACUGAACUCAAUGUUGACCAAAGAAACCUCCUCAGCGUCGGCUAUAAAAAUAUUGUAGGUGUUCGAAGAACUGCAUGGCGAACCAUCUCUGCACUGGAGGCCAAAGAAGAAUCGCGCUCAAACGCAAAAAGAGUAGAACUAGCCCGCGCUUAUCGUCUGAAAAUCGAAGAAGAACUCAACAGAGUUUGCCAGGAAAUUCUUGACCUAAUCACUGAAAUUCUCACUCCCCCCAUCCUUGAUCGAACGAUUGACUGUAAAAAUUCCUAAAAAUUGGAAAUUAACCCCCAUCCUUGAUCGAACGAUUUUCAUAUCAUGCAAAUUUUUAUAUAUAUAGAAAUAUAUUAUUUAUCAAAAGCUUGGGAAGAUGUACCUAAUGAAGUUGUUUUCAGAGCUUUGAGACGACAGAAAGCUGCGGAAUCAACCAUCCGAAGUGAUUUAGCCAUCAACCUAGGCUUAAAAACUUAAUAAUCUAAAAAAUAGAGAUUCUUUAAAAUUUAAAAAAAAAAUAUAAUUCAGUAAGGAACAAAUUAAAAUUUGUAUAGUUUAAAAGAGUAACUAAUAAAUCAAAAUAUUAAAAAUUGAUAUUUUAUGAAAUUAAUUCAAUUUUUUUGCUUUAUAAAUAAUUAUUAAAUACUCUUAACCCUUUUAUUUAAAAGUAAAUAAAAAAAUAUAUAUAUAUAUAUAUAUAAUUUUAUUUUAUAUAUAAAUUUUUUUUUCCCGAAAAAAUUUUUUUUUAACCCCCAUCCUUGAUCGAACGAUGGUGAGUCGUUCGAUCAAGGAUGGAGGGGGGGAGUCAGUAAAAAGGUAAAUUCUAAUGAAUCUAGAGUGUUCUUUUUGAAGAUGCAAGGAGACUAUUACAGGUACAUGGCAGAAUAUCAGACCUCAGAAGUAAAUAAAGCAAGAUAUGGAAAUGUUGCCGCCGAAAAUGCAGCAAGGGUAUAUCAGGAAGCUACAGACCUGGCAAGCACUGAGCUCCCACCUACCCACCCAAUUAGAUUAGGCCUAGCUUUGAAUUACUCAGUAUUUUUUUAUGAAGUAAAAGAGCAGCCUAGUGAAGCUUGCAAUAUGGCAAGAAACGCCUUUGAUCAAGCUAUUGCAGAGCUUGAUAACUUAGACGAAGACCAAUACAAGGACAGCACCACCAUUAUGCAGCUGAUCAGAGAUAAUUUGACACUUUGGACGUCAGAAAUGCAGGAAGAGCCAAAAGACUCAGCUCAAGUAGAAGAUCUUUAA